Xiphophorus couchianus (Monterrey platyfish) is the source of this 1682-nucleotide messenger RNA. RefSeq lists its product as uncharacterized. The transcript is spliced from 7 exons. The coding region runs from base 781 to 1512 and encodes 243 amino acids. The record is from RefSeq and is a predicted model, not a curated record. NCBI's taxonomy places the organism in Eukaryota, Metazoa, Chordata, Actinopteri, Cyprinodontiformes, Poeciliidae.
CCACCCGCUUCGGAUGUUAUCAUCCCAUAGAAUGGCGAUUAUCAGUGGUUAUCAGCCCCAUUGAAUGGCCUCAGUUGGUCCCUGCUCUACCUGCUAGCAGGCUGUUAUCAACCGUUAUCAACCAUUCUAUCGGUGAUAACAGCCGCUUGUCGCUAAUAGAACCUUUUUUUAACCUUUUUUUUAAAAACCUUUAUUUAUAAUUUAUCUGCGAAUUUGAACAGGAUAUUAAGAAUUUACUAAAAAUACAAAAGCCAAACGUAUCCGUCAUAAGAUUUUAAUUAGGUAUUGUAACAAUCGUUACAGUAUUUAAAAACAACUCACUAAAAUCUAAAACCGGAGUUUUUUGUUUAUUUUUGUUCGCUUUUUUAAAGACCUAUAUUUCCAAUAUGCCUUUUAUUUCUUUGGAUUUUUUCCAAUAAUUCACUCAAAAUAAAUGCCAAAAUUUAACAUACUUGGUUAAUUUUAUUGGAUCUUUACAAGACGUGUUCUCUCAAUACAUGCCGUGUUUUUAUCUUCCGGUCGUGCAAUUUUAUAUAUAUAUAUAUAAGCAUACAAUGAAAUUAAAAGGUAUAUUCUAGAGUUAUGUAGUGUUAUGAGUUGUCCAACCUCAUAGCCUUCCACUAGGUGGCUGUAUGUACAUCCGAAGUUGCUUGCAAUCCAUUAAUAAUGAUAAGAAGAAGUUAGGGUUGGCCCUAAUCUUAUUUUUAAUUAAAAAAAUUAAAAAGAAAAAUACGGAUGGAUUUGCUCAUAUGAUUAUAUGAAAAUCUGUGUUUGUACCAUAUGAAAAUGUUUAAUAUUUGUAUUAGUAGUAAUAAUAAUAAAUUACGGAUUGCACCCGACAAAACAUUAGAGAAGAAGAAGAAGAAGCUUACGUCAUUCGACGCGACACUUUCCACGGUCGGAGCUGGUUCAAUGUCAAGAAGAGAGAGAACACAUAUCUCGGAGGAAGCGAAGGUCUUCCUCCAGAAAGCCUAUAAAGAAGGGAUGACCAGGGUGGGAUCUCCACUGGUUGGAGCGGCAUCCCAGGCCACUGGCUUGCCACCGUUUGUCAUUGAUAACUGGAUUGGAAACUAUAGAAGAAAAAAGCCAUCUUCUUCUCAACCUAAAAACAAGAAGUUAUACACCAAGGACCUGUCUGGUUACAACCUGUUCUGCAGGGAUCAGUUAAAGAACAAAGACCCCGGGAGGAAAGUUAGGACACCAACUGUGGAAGACAUUUUGAAUGCAAUCUGUGCAAAUGAUGAGCGGAGCGUAACAGAGCCUAUGGGUUUGACGGAAGUGCUGCCAAGAGAACCGACUACAGAUGAUACUACGGAUGUUUGCAACAUCUGCCACUGUCUGUUCAGUGAUGAAAAAAAAAAUGCCAAGAAGAAGUGGCGUGAGUGGCGACGUUGCAACACAUGUGAGCAGUGGUCACACCUGGCAUGUGGAUUCAAGAAAAACUUGUCGUCAUUGUCAGACUCCCAGAAGUUGAGCCUUGUUAUGUCUUUCAGAGCGAAGGUGAAACAUUAACAUGUUUAACGUUGAAAAAUUGUCUGCACUGGGACUGCAAAAAAGACACUUCUAAUUUGGUGACAGUUGUGACAUCUGACAGCUGUCAAUGUUAGCAUUUCCUGUAGUUUUUUCUUAAACAAUUGAUAAAUGUACAAUGCAUCAAUAAAAGCUUUUGUAUUGAAAAGAUA